AUGUUUUCGUCCGCGGGUAAACGCUGUUUUACGAUAGAAUCCUUGGUGGCCAAAGAAAACCCUCAAACCACGGAAGAUCCCAUCCGACCGACGGCCCUGACUUAUUCCAACCCCACUGACGCUUUCAUGAACGGGUACCAGAGUCCCAACGGCAGGUCUCUGUAUCAGAACCCGGAGCUGGUGUUCCCUGAGUCGGUCAACCACCCCGGGCUGACCAUGAACCCCCACCAGCUAGGAGGGGGCCACCUACAACACCCUGCACACUUCUUUGGGACACAGCACCGAGACCCUCUUAACUUCUACCCAUGGGUUUUACGGAACAGGUUCUUCGGACACAGAUUUCAAGGAAAUGAUGUUUCCCAAGAUAGCUUGCUCCUUCACGGCCCGUUCGCCCGGAAACCCAAGCGGAUCCGAACCGCCUUCUCCCCGUCGCAGCUCCUGCGGCUCGAACGGGCUUUCGAGAAGAAUCAUUACGUAGUAGGAGCGGAGAGGAAACAGCUGGCCAACAGUCUGAGUCUGUCUGAAACACAGGUGAAGGUUUGGUUCCAGAACAGGAGGACUAAGUACAAGAGACAGAAGCUGGAGGAGGAGGGGCCUGACUGUCAUCAGAAGAAGAAAGGAAACCACCACAUCAACAGAUGGAGACUUGCCACCAAGCAGGGCAGCUCCGAGGACAUUGAUGUCACCUCUGAGGACUGA
Molecule: messenger RNA, 699 nt
Organism: Salvelinus namaycush (lake trout)
Lineage: Eukaryota; Metazoa; Chordata; Actinopteri; Salmoniformes; Salmonidae
Gene: emx1
Product: empty spiracles homeobox 1
Exons: 3
Coding region: 1-699 (232 amino acids)
Biological process (GO): central nervous system development; neuron differentiation; brain development
Molecular function (GO): DNA-binding transcription factor activity, RNA polymerase II-specific; DNA binding
Source: RefSeq, a predicted model, not a curated record